This is a messenger RNA of Lucilia cuprina (Australian sheep blowfly), 530 nucleotides long. RefSeq names its product C-type lectin 37Da-like. Lineage: Eukaryota; Metazoa; Arthropoda; Insecta; Diptera; Calliphoridae. Bases 20 to 526 code for a protein of 168 amino acids. The transcript has 2 exons. Gene Ontology annotation, molecular function: carbohydrate binding. Gene Ontology annotation, biological process: biological process involved in interspecies interaction between organisms. Gene Ontology annotation, cellular component: external side of plasma membrane. The record is from RefSeq and is a predicted model, not a curated record.
CAAACUUUGCUAGAAAAAAAUGGCUUUAAACUUUAAAAUCUUUGCACUAACUUUAAGCUUAGUUCUGUUUUACGUUUUAGCUUUGGCUAGUGGUCAGACCACAAUAACAACCACAACUAUAGGGGAAAAAAAUUAUCGUGUUGUUACCUAUGAGAAGGUAAAUUGGUAUCGUGCCUAUCAAUUAUGUGCCGUAGCUGGUAUGCAGUUGGCUUCCAUAGAAUCGGAAAGUGAAGCUAAAGCUUUAAGUGAAUUUCUUUUUGCAAAUUCACUACUUUUCAACAACUAUUGGUUGGCGGGCAAUAAUUUGGCUAAUCGUGGCGAAUAUGUAUGGCUUUCCAGCGGUAAUCGUUUAUCUUAUACCAAAUGGGCUGAUAAUCAACCGGGUACUUUGGCAAAUCGUUGUAUACGUACAAAUGCUGAACUAAAAUGGAUAACCGAGCCAUGUAGCAAUACAAAUUAUUAUAUAUGUUCUAGUCCAACUGUACCGGAUUGUCUAACCGGUGAAUGCAAAUUAGCUUUUGAAUGAUUUA